CAAAGCCCCUCCGCCCCUCCCUGCCGCCGCCGCUGCCGCCCCGAUGGCGUCCCCGGAUGCCCAGGCCGGCCCGCAGCGCCGCCAGCACGUCGUCGUGAUGCGCCACGGCGACCGCAUCGACAACUUCGAGCCGCUCUGGGUGUCCACGGCGGCCCGCCCCUGGGACCCGCCCCUCGUAGAGGCGGGCCUGGUUCGGGCGUUCUGCACCGGCCGGAAGCUCCGGGAUCAGCUCGGCUUCCCGAUCCACCGCGCCCUCGUGUCCCCGUUCCUCCGCUGCGUCCAGACGGCCUCCGAGGUGGUCUCCGCCCUCUGCGCCGUCGACGACGAAGACCUCACCGCCACGACCUCCGAGGCCCUCUCCCUCGAUCCGUCGAGGGUCAAGGUUUCAAUCGAGUAUGGAUUGUGUGAGAUGUUGAACCGGGAAGCCAUCAGAUUUCCUCCUAAAGAUGGGGAGUGGGGAUUUGAUAUUUCUGAGCUUGAAGCCAUGCUACCGACGGGUACAGUGGAUCAUACAGUAGAAAGAGUGUAUAAACAGGUGAAUUUUUUUAGACAAAGAACGCCACAAUGGGAAGAGACAGUAUUGGGUGCACGAGCUAGAUAUGAGCAAAUUAUUGUUGCCCUAGCUGAUAAAUAUCCGUCAGAAAACUUGCUGCUUGUCACACAUGGGGAAGGAGUUGGAGUGUCGGUCUCAGCAUUUUUGAAGGAUGCAACAGUGUACGAAGUAGAGUAUUGUGGAUAUUCUAAUCUCGAAAGACCAAUCUUUCUGAAGGAUGAGUCAUUUACCGCUGGAAACUUUGAGUUACUCACAAAUCCCGGCCAAACUGGUGUAAGUUACUUGCCCUCGAGCAGGCUCUCUGAUGGCCUAUGACUGAAAUAGUAAAUUUCACUCUACGAUUGAAGGUAAGGAGGAUCCAAAACGAUACUUCUUUUGAACUCGCAGUUACAGGAUGAGAACUUUUAGUGGCACGAUUCUCGGUCCCGUGAUUGUAUUGCUGAGACAAAACUCGUCACAAUGAUGUCUUUGUUUAUGAUUGUUGUCGGUAUUGAUUAUUUUACAAUGGCAAAAGAGCUGCUUUUU
Molecule: messenger RNA, 1078 nt
Organism: Syzygium oleosum
Lineage: Eukaryota; Viridiplantae; Streptophyta; Magnoliopsida; Myrtales; Myrtaceae
Exons: 4
Coding region: 44-868 (274 amino acids)
Source: RefSeq, a predicted model, not a curated record